Puntigrus tetrazona (Sumatra barb) is the source of this 1664-nucleotide messenger RNA. RefSeq lists its product as uncharacterized. The coding region runs from base 99 to 1313 and encodes 404 amino acids. Gene Ontology annotation, molecular function: oxidoreductase activity, acting on metal ions. The record is from RefSeq and is a predicted model, not a curated record. Lineage: Eukaryota; Metazoa; Chordata; Actinopteri; Cypriniformes; Cyprinidae. The transcript is spliced from 14 exons.
CGAUAAGUCAAAGGGCGACGUAUAAAUAAGAGUCGACCGACAGCAAGGCAAAGACUCUAUGUAUUCCUCUCCUAGCUCUGAUCAGCAAAUAUAACAACAUGUACAGUGCGCGCGGUUUACUUUUCCUUUUAUUUGGAUUUGCCGUGCUGAAGUUCAUUACCUGUUUCAGCGAUGGAUCGGAGCUGGAGAGUGAAUGUCAAGGAAUGAAUAUCAAUCAUGGAGGUCUACCGGCACAAGACAAUGAUGAAGCCCCUUUUAAGAUUGAACCAGAAUCCACAGACGUGGCGCCUUCUGACAUCGGAACGAGCAUUUCUGUGUCGCUUUCGGUGGAUGCUGAUUUUUUUAGAGGGUUCAUGCUGGACGCUCGCGAGUCUGAGGACGCGCCUGCUGGUAGAUUUACUUUGACAGACCCGUCCAACUGCGUGCUCAUCUGUGGCGGCCGUGCUGUUGCUCAUAGUAAUAACGCAGAAAAAACGAGAGUUGAAGUGUUGUGGACCCCCGAGGAGGUUGGAAAGGUUUUCUUUAGAGCUGCAUUUGUUAAAAACUUCAGAUUAUUUUGGUUAAAGAAGCCUUUACCCACGACGGCUGCACCUCCAACCUCUGAAGCCACAAGUACACAAAAAAUCCCAACAGUAUUUACAACAACAUCAAAUGCUACAGUUGGAGCAAAACCACCUCUUCAGUGUGUACUAUAUAUGAGAUGUGUUUUAGCACUGCUAUUAUUCAGUCGACUUUGUUUUCUUGGAGGCUCCUCUCUCCUGAUGAUCAUCAAACCAGUUUCAAAAAUAGCCCCCAUGACCGCAUCUCUCAUUGAACUAGCCUCCAAAAUUAUUGCUGCCGUCAUCAUACUAAUAAAACUAAUUCAACAUGAGUGUGGUAGUUCGCAGAUUGUGUUUACUGCUUUGACAGUGGCUGCCAUGGUUUCAAGCCUGAUGCACACCCUCACCGUUUUCCUUCACUGUGGACCGAGCCAUGAAUUAAGGAAAUGUUGGCUCUGUGCUGUCAUAAUGGUGGAUCUAACUAAUAGUAUCAUUACAACAGCUGUAGUAUUCAUCGGAAUACUGCGCUUUCAAGAGUCCUGGCUGCCGUUAUUAAUGGGAUUUUAUGUUGUUUGGGAGUUCAUGCUUUAUCUUGGCUCAGUUUGGUUUGAAAAACACCAGUCAAGGGGAAACCUCAAAAAAAAUCAGAAUCAUAUUUUGGAAAAAAAGACCUCCCUAUGGUUGGUUACGUUCAUCAUCUUUUCAGUGUUCAAUGUGAUGUUUACAGCUGCACUCGUAACAGGAGUGUCUUUGGUCAAAAUGAAAAAUUCUUGAAGGAACGUCUGCAGAUUUUUUUUUUUUUUAGGGCUAAGCAAAUAUGGGUUCAGCUUUUUACAGGCCUUGUAGUCCUUUAAAGGCAACUACUUUAAUGGAGUCAGAUUAAUUAUAUUGGACUCAGAUAGUAGCCGAAUUACGCACACCAUCUUUCAACUGCUUUUUUUAUGAUUAUUGGUUCAAAAUAUCAGUGUACAGUACUAAUUUGUAGAUAUGUAUCUAUAUGUAUUUGUACUUGCUUUUAUUAUUACUAUUGUUCUUUUUUAUUAUUGUAAGUUAGGAGAUGAAAUUAGGAGUGUUAAAUUCACCAAAUACUAAAUACAAAAUAAAUGUCUUCAACUGUUAAAAACA